This is a messenger RNA of Rotaria sp. Silwood2, 924 nucleotides long. NCBI's taxonomy places the organism in Eukaryota, Metazoa, Rotifera, Eurotatoria, Philodinida, Philodinidae. The record is from the annotation of a GenBank genome assembly.
AUGCAACGAAUAUCUGUAAGAAGACAACAACUAGAUAAUCAAAAUAGCAAACGAUGGUCGACAUCGCUAAUUGAUAAUAAUGAUCAAGAAGAACAAAUAUCAUGUCAAUCACCAUGUUUAACAUUACUUACUAAUAAACUUGGAAUACCACAAGAGAAAGCAGAACGAGCAUGUGUAGCAACUGGUUUUCGUUCAGUACAAGCUGCUACUGAUUGGCUUCUUCAAAGAAAAGAUGAUGAUAGAUUAAUUCAAACUGAAUUUAUUAUUGUUCUUUGUCCUGAUGAACAUCUUAAUGAACAAAUUCGAACAUUUACUGGUGAAAUAUUUCGUUAUCUUGCCCAAGGAUCUUUAUUAAACGAUCGUCAAUAUUUACGUGCUUUUAAGUUAUCUAGUUUUUUUCAUGUACCUGACCGACAUGUUUAUACAUUACAUAAAGUAUUUGAUUCUGUUAUUGAACAAUAUCAUAAAUUAGUUAAACAAUUAUUACAUGUUGUUUUAUAUACAACAAAUGAUUAUCUUAUGCUUAUGCCUGAUAUUGAAAGUAAAAAAGUUGUUCAAACUAUUUUUGAUAUGAUUAAAAAAGAAUUUGAAUUGAUAGUACCAAAUGUUUCCAUAAUGCCAGCAAAAAAAGUAACUCAUUUAACUCUUACUCAUGGUUUAUCAUCUUUAUUUAAUCUUUCAAUUGAUCAACGAACAUCAUUAAUACAACUUGCACAACUUUGUAUUGAAUUAGAUCGUCCUAUUAAUUGGAAUCUUCGAUUAUAUUCGCGUGAAAGGUCUUCUAUGAAUGAAAUUGUAUAUCGUGUUGCUUCAUCAACAAAAGAUACAACUAUUAACAAAUGUCUUUUAUUAAAAGCAAAUGAUCUGUUUAUGGUACUUGAUAAUGGUCGAAUAGGCGAACAAGAAAAUGUCUUUGGUGAGUAA